CUUCAGUCGGAUGGCCAUUGUUGUAUAAACUGAACUUUUGUAGUUGAAAUCCGAUAAUAUUCUUUGAAGUAUUGUGAAAGAUGAGAAAACUAUAAUAUUUUGAGAACUUGUUGAUGGUUGUAAAUCAAGAAACGGUGUUUUGUAUAUAUAGGCAAGCAGUAGUUGUUAUUAUCCUUGAUAAACAUACGCAAAUAGAAUUACAUUGUUAUGUCUUUGAAUCAUCGUAAAGACUUUUAGGCAACAAUAAUUUGUGUGAUCGGAAAAAAUUGUAUCCUACUAACUGUGGCAACGAUGGCCCUCAGACGACCAUACUGCAAUAAAUCGAGUAACUAACUUUGAUGUGGGACUCAUCCUCUAAUAAUCAGAUCAGUCGAUAACUUAUUCAAGGCUUAGUAGAUAGCUGUGUUUUCGUGUCUGCUGCUAGAUAGAUGAACGGCCUCCACUUAUUGAAUUUUCGGUUAAUAGACAAUUCAAUUAGGGGCCGUAAAAAGGGGCCAACUACACCAGCAAAUGGAAGUUCACAUGUCAAAUUGCCUGUAAGGGUCUUCAUAUAGCAUGAGAGAGUUUGAUGUAUUGUCACAUUAAUUACAAUAUAUUGUAGGGUCGUUUAAGGGGCUUGUUGUUAUAGUUAGUAGGAUACAACAUUUUCGAUCACACAAAUUCUUGUUGGUUUGAAUUCAUUAUGAUUUUUGAAAGACAAAUGCAUGUGAUUCCAUAUGCGUAUGGUUUUUUCGACUUUCGUGGAGCACCACAUAUCCGUUUUCUACUUUGACCAGUACUCUCAUCUAGAUUUUCUCAAGUAUAUACAAUUCAUAGUUCACCUAUAUAUACAUAACACCAUUCCUUGAUUACAACCAACAACAGAUCUUCAAAAUACUUCUUGAAAGGGUUUUUUUCCUUCACCUCACCUCUAAGCAAGAUUCAGUUGACACAAAGAUGGCAAUCCGCCAAAUUUUGAGACGAUCUUUAUCGAGCGAAAGAAGAUCGGUUGAAGUCCCAAAGGGGCAUUUAGCUGUUUAUGUCGGGCAAAAUGAAAAGAAGCGUUUUGUUAUUCCGUUGUCGUAUUUGAACCACCCUUCAUUUCAAGAAUUGCUAUCUCAUGCCGAAGAAGAAUUUGGAUUCCAUCAUCCAACGGGAGGAUUAACCAUUCCUUGUAGCGAAGAUGUAUUCGUUGAUCUUACAUCUCGUUUGAGCAGAACAUGAUUGAUUGUAUACACGAAUAGAUAUGUUUAGGAAUAUCACAGUUUUGUAAAGAUUAGUGUUUCUAUAAGAAAGAUUCUUAUUCUUGAUUCAUAUCCUUUAUACACACAUACAUGAUAGUUUUAUGCGGGAAAGAGAUGUAUACAACCACAAAA
Erythranthe guttata (spotted monkey flower) is the source of this 1355-nucleotide messenger RNA. Its product is annotated as auxin-responsive protein SAUR21. NCBI's taxonomy places the organism in Eukaryota, Viridiplantae, Streptophyta, Magnoliopsida, Lamiales, Phrymaceae. The record is from RefSeq and is a predicted model, not a curated record. Gene Ontology annotation, biological process: response to auxin.